AUUGAUGUUACUUUAGCAAACAAGAUGCUGAAGCUCCUAUAUAAAGCUCCUCCUCGAGCAGUUCAACAGAACACUUUCAGUGAGAUCUUGUACUAGAGUGCAUCGUUCCAACAGCAACGAAGAAAAUUUAUCAAGAUGACCGAGAAGCGUUUGUUCGUCCUUUUCGUCCUGUCGUUGAUCAUAAGUACCGUGCUUUGCCAAACCUUCCAGUACAGUCGUGGAUGGACCAACGGCAAGAGAUCCUCGUUGGUCCCGAACUCGUUGGAUGUCCCCAAUUCAAUGGACGAGCGUUUCACCGGCGAGCCCAGGACAGUGAAGAUGCUGCUGUAUGGGGACCUCAAUGAACAACCGCUGUUGAUCCAUUGUGAUGUUAUGGACAAAUUCAAAAAAUUCCUUCACACGGAUAAUUAGAUGUCUCUCAACUGUGCCAGUCGGAGAAAGGGUCGGCAAUAGUUAUUCAAGCGAACACUCGGCAUGAUAAUCAUUAUUUAUGUAUAAUUAUAUAAAUAUUUAUGAUUUUAAAAGUAUUCGAUUCGGAAUUUUAGCGUGGUUCUCCCCGGUAAAAAUUUUCGAUAGAAAACCAUGGAUAAUGAUACGAAACGAUUCACAUUAAUGAAUUCACGAAUCAAAAUCCAUAUUCAAAACGAUAGGAUUUUUUUCCAUCGGAAAUUUUUACCACGUCUCUGUUAAGCUCAAAUCGGAAUAAAUUAUCUGUGCGUAAAAA
This is a messenger RNA of Solenopsis invicta (red fire ant), 724 nucleotides long. It is a transcript of the gene Crz, whose product is annotated as pro-corazonin. Gene Ontology annotation, molecular function: corazonin receptor binding. NCBI's taxonomy places the organism in Eukaryota, Metazoa, Arthropoda, Insecta, Hymenoptera, Formicidae. Gene Ontology annotation, biological process: positive regulation of heart contraction. The transcript has 3 exons. The record is from RefSeq and is a predicted model, not a curated record. The coding region runs from base 136 to 411 and encodes 91 amino acids.